Molecule: messenger RNA, 546 nt
Organism: Mizuhopecten yessoensis (Yesso scallop)
Lineage: Eukaryota; Metazoa; Mollusca; Bivalvia; Pectinida; Pectinidae
Product: complement C1q-like protein 3
Exons: 2
Coding region: 1-546 (181 amino acids)
Molecular function (GO): protein binding
Source: RefSeq, a predicted model, not a curated record
AUGCGAAAUAAGACAAUAUUUAACGUCACGUACAACUCAUACACCCGCGUGACUAUAUGCUCACGUCCUACAAGUCCCUCAACAACUGCAUCGCAGACAUAUAACGAUCAUCAUGACGACAAACACGUGGUUGCAUUCGCUGCAGCGCUUACACGCACAGUGACAGGGAACUCCGGUGAUACUGUUAGAUAUGACAAGAUUUUUACCAACCUUGGAGGUGGAUACGACAGAAACACUGGAGUGUUUACUGCUCCCAAAUCAGGAAUUUACAAAUUUGAUUUUCAUGCCUACGAUUCUAAUACUGAUCACGCGAUGUGGCUGGAACUGAUUAAAAAUACAGAGCUCCUUGUUUCUCUGGCCGGUUACAGCAGCCAUACCUCUGCAGGUAACUCUGUCAUUGUCUUCGUCGGAAAAGGGGAGAGAGUUUUCGUCCAGGUCAGACAGGACCAGAGCUUCACCCUCUUUGGCCAGAAAAAUAAGGUUUAUGGUACUUUCGUCGGACAUCUGAUUGGUGAAAUGGACAUGGCUCAAAGUGAUUCUUCUUAA